Penaeus monodon (black tiger shrimp) is the source of this 644-nucleotide messenger RNA. RefSeq names its product multiple coagulation factor deficiency protein 2 homolog. Bases 11 to 397 code for a protein of 128 amino acids. Gene Ontology annotation, molecular function: calcium ion binding. NCBI's taxonomy places the organism in Eukaryota, Metazoa, Arthropoda, Malacostraca, Decapoda, Penaeidae. The transcript has 3 exons. The record is from RefSeq and is a predicted model, not a curated record.
GAAGGAAGAGAUGCCGGACUACCUGACACCUGAAACCAUUAAGAACAUGUCGCCGAGGGAACUUGACUACCACUAUUUUAAACUCCACGACUUCGACGAGAACCUCCGGCUCGAUGGCCUUGAGCUCCUGGCCGCCCUCGGCCACGUCCACGCCGAUGACGAUGACGAUGACGAUGAAGGAGGAGGAGGAGGAGGAGGAGGAGGAGGACUUAGCGAGGAGCAGAAGAGGAUCCGAGAGAAUUUCCUGCGCCAGAAAUACGAGGAGGACUUCCGGCUGUAUGUCCAACUAAUCGACGAAGUGUUUGAGGACAACGACACGAACAAGGACGGCUUCCUGAGCUGGGCGGAGUACCUGAAGGGGAGGCAGGUGAACGACGAGAAGCGCAAGAAACUGUAAACAAAACACACACGCUCACACUCACACACACACACACACACACGCCCACACUCACACACACACACGCACGCACACACACACACACACGCACACACACACACACACACACACACACACACACACACACACACACACACACACACACACACACACACACACACACACACACACACACACACAUAUGUUUGUGUGUGGUGACGAGACGGAUGAGAAAUGUAUAUCACAAUAAAACUUGUGUGAACCUUUA